Rubroshorea leprosula is the source of this 1949-nucleotide messenger RNA. Lineage: Eukaryota; Viridiplantae; Streptophyta; Magnoliopsida; Malvales; Dipterocarpaceae. The record is from the annotation of a GenBank genome assembly.
AAAUUAUAAAAAAAAAAAAAAAUCUACUUCCACUUGUAAAAUUUUUCCCAAUAAAUGGCCCCUCCAAUUGUCAAGCUUUUCCAUUCCCUCCCGUCUCAGACGAAGUUGAAAUAGACUAAAACCACAAAUUCCGACCUUCUAUGGCCACAAGAGUCCUCCAAUCACCAAAGAUCAUCCAAAAGUUCCGCUACUUCACCAGAACCCUCAACUCCUCCGCCUCCGCUUCCCCCCCUAUCUCCGAUGCCUCCCCUUUAAAUAUCGACGGAAAACCCAUCCCCAUCAUCGAAACAGAGCCGGUCACCACCACACCAACACCAACUAUUGACCUCCAUGAUCACCGGAAGCUAUUCGCUUCUCUCCCCACCUUCAAGCUGCUCCGUUCGGCAGCCAACCUCCACCUGGCAGCGAUCGAGCCGGUGGUGGAUUUUGGUAUGUGGGUCAUGAAUUCUAGGCUGAUGGAAACAGGGGUGGUAAGAGAUGUUGUGCUGUCGACCAUAAAGCAUACUUUUUUCGAACACUUUUGCGCCGGAGAGACGGAGGAAGAGGUGGAAACGUGCGUACGGAGGAUCAAUGAGGCGGGGUUGGAAGGGAUUCUGGAUUACGCGGUGGAGCAUACCAGCGACAACGCUGGUUGUGAUCGGAACUUGCAGGGCUUUCUCGGUACUGUUCAAUUGGCCAAGUCGCUGCCUCCAUCUCCUGCAAGCUCUAUCGCUGUGAAGAUUACUGCAAUAACCCCCAUCAGCCUUCUCAAGAGAAUUAGUGACUUGUUAAGGUGGCAAUACAAGGACCCUUCUUUUAAUCUUCCCUGGAAACUAAAUUGUUUUCCCAUUUUCUCCGAGUCCAGUCCUUUAUAUCACACCCUCGAGAGGCCUGAACCAUUAACUCCAGAAGAAGAACAAGACUUCGAAUUAGCCCAGCAGAGACUGCUCAAAAUCUGCCAGGAGUGCGCGGAAGCUGGUAUUCCAUUAAUGAUUGAUGCAGAGGACACAUAUCUGCAACCUUCAAUUGACUACUUCACGUACUCAACAGCCAUCAACCACAACCGGGAUGAUAACCCAGUUGUUUAUGGGACAAUUCAGGCGUACCUUAAAGAUGCAAAAGAGAGGCUGCUUUUGGUGACAAAAGAUGCGGAUAAGCAGGGAGUUCCCAUGGGGUUCAAACUGGUGAGGGGUGCUUAUAUGACUAGUGAGAGGAAACUUGCUUCUUCAUUAGGCUUCGAGUAUCCAAUCCACAACAGCAUUCAGGAAACGCACGAUUGCUACAAUUCAUGUGCCGCUUUUUUGCUGGAGAGGAUUGCUGAUGGCAAUGGUGGAGUUAUUCUUGCAACACAUAAUGUUGAGUCAGGGCAACUUGCAGCGACUAAGGCACGGAAUUUGGGAAUCGGGAAGGGGAAUCAUAAGCUUGAGUUUGCGCAGCUUUAUGGAAUGUCAGACUCUCUCUCCUAUGGAUUGAGCAACGCAGGAUUUCGAGUUGGCAAGUACUUGCCAUACGGACCGGUAGACAAGGUGAUUCCAUACCUGCUAAGAAGGGCUGAAGAAAACAGGGGAAUGCUGUCCACUUCAACCCUUGAUAGGCAGCUGAUGAGUAAGGAGUUGAAGAGGAGACUGAAGAACCUGAUAUUUUCCGUGGCAUAGAUGACAGCGGGUUAGCGCAUCAAGGACCAAAGGUAGACAACGUUUGGACAAGACCAUCCCCAAAGAAGUUUGAAAAUAUGCUGAAAAAAAAAAAUAAUAAUAAAGAAGGAAGGUAGAAGCUGUUACAUAAGAAAUUGAAGCAUUAGCCUAGUUUUAGGAAAAUGGGGAUGGACAGGUUUGUUUUUGGGACAACAUAAAUUUGAGCAAAAAGCUAGGAAAUAUCUCUGCUUUCAUUCUUAAAUAACAAGGAAGUAAAAAGAAAUGUAACCUUGGCAACUGGCAAGCUGCCCAUUUCAAUGAAAAUUGUAUUUAUGG